AUGCUGUCUCAUGUUCCAUCUCAGGCUAAAGAAUAUUUGAGCUCUGAUUCCGUUGAGCUAGAAGCUACACUAGAUGAUGACUGGACAAGCCAUUACCCUCAAAAGUAUCUAAAUUCACUUGAGUUCCCUGGGCUACCAAACCACAUUCUCUGCUUGAAGGUAGGACCAGUCAUGAUUCUGCGCAAUCUCAACCAGACUUAUGGAUUAUGUAAUGGGACAAGGGUGAUAGUUACUCGACUAGGUAACAGGAUAGUCGAGGCUGAGAUCAUGACUAGGAAAGAUUCAGACGGGGCUGAUGGAGUAACCAAUAUUGUCUACAAGGAGAUCCUCAAGGGGUUUAGAGACGCAAAGGCUAGCAUUAAACAGGUUUAG
Brassica oleracea var. oleracea is the source of this 372-nucleotide messenger RNA. RefSeq lists its product as uncharacterized. The transcript has 2 exons. NCBI's taxonomy places the organism in Eukaryota, Viridiplantae, Streptophyta, Magnoliopsida, Brassicales, Brassicaceae. The record is from RefSeq and is a predicted model, not a curated record. The coding region runs from base 1 to 372 and encodes 123 amino acids.